AGUCCGCUUAUGCGUUUCCUAGAGCAUUAGUAAGUUUUUUGGUUGUAUUUUGAGAUCGUCGAGGAUUGUGUUUCUUGUCAAGUUUGUUAUUUACAAUGAUUCUUCUGUUUGUUAAAUAUAGCUGCGGAUCUCGUCCCAAAUUUGACUUAAAGAGGCACUAUUAUAUUAGACAUAUGUCUCUCAAGCUCUCUUCAUUACGAAAAUAGUUUGAAGUAAAUAUCAUGGUCUUAACAAUGAUUCUAAGGUGCUAUUUUAUAUAAAACGAAGCAGGAGCGAAUACAGAGACAAAUUUUGGGAGGGAAAAUUAAAAAUGUUUCGAUCGAAUGUGUCACGUUACACAUUUUUUGUAAAGUGUCAACAACUACACUCAGCUAUUGCUACGCUAAGAUUUUAUUCAUUUUGAUGAUUAUCCAGAAAUAAUUUGGCUUGAAAGUUUCGUGACAAGUUAAAAUUAAUAGUUACUGAAACAUUUUUUGGGGAAAAUUUCCCUCAUUUCCCACCCCUUGGAUCCGCGCCUGAGGAUCUACAUACCCUUUAAGAAAUGUGCCAAUUUAACGAAUUUAAGAGCACUGUACUAUUCGAGUAGAAGAAACAUUCGAGCCGAUAGCCACAAAUCCCGCAAUAUUCUUCUGGCAAUACGAUCUUGCGACUGCAGUCGCGUCAACAGCAGCGAACAGCUGGGAGUUGCGAUCCGGACUUUGCGAUGUGGUUGCUACUUGCGACUGCGACUUUCGUUGCGCAAUGCGCACGAAAUUGACCGCCGCGGACUUUCAUAAACAAGAUAAAAUACAAACUAAAAAAAUGACAUUAACUUCGCUGAAUUACUUAGAAAGCAAGUUUGUGUGAAGAAGGGCUUAAAUAACUUCUAUAGCAAUGGAUAGUGCCGAAGCAUUGGAUGAAAACAUAAAAGUUGAUGUGGUUCAGUUGAAGCCAAGUGAUGGUGCAGGGGAGUGCCUCUGGAAUUACACUGAGUUGCCUUCAGUUGUUGUGGCUGUUCUUCCAAUGAAGGAGGUUGCUGAAUCAACAGCAGAAGAGCAGGAUUCUCUUGCUCUGAAAUCUUUUUGUGAUACUUCUAAGUUCCAAAAUGAAUAUUCUCCAGCUGCUGGUGCAGCUGGUGAAGCUGCUGCUGAAGGUUCUGGAUGUGCUGGAAUUCCUCUGGCGCUGGGGCUUCUGGCUGGAUGUACUCGAGUGGUUGCACCAGCUCGAUGGUGCGGCUGGUGGUUUUGGGAUGGCCGUCAAUGGUCUGGGUCACUUCCUGCUUGA
This is a messenger RNA of Gryllus bimaculatus (two-spotted cricket), 1263 nucleotides long. The record is from the annotation of a GenBank genome assembly. Lineage: Eukaryota; Metazoa; Arthropoda; Insecta; Orthoptera; Gryllidae.